Molecule: messenger RNA, 1305 nt
Organism: Candida albicans SC5314
Lineage: Eukaryota; Fungi; Ascomycota; Pichiomycetes; Serinales; Debaryomycetaceae
Product: tRNA threonylcarbamoyladenosine dehydratase
Exons: 1
Coding region: 1-1305 (434 amino acids)
Biological process (GO): cyclic threonylcarbamoyladenosine biosynthetic process
Cellular component (GO): mitochondrial outer membrane
Molecular function (GO): ubiquitin-like modifier activating enzyme activity; tRNA threonylcarbamoyladenosine dehydratase activity
Source: RefSeq, a predicted model, not a curated record
AUGUCACCAAGAUCUAUAAUACUAUCUGUAGUGGCUACGGCAGCUGUUACUAUUGGAUUAGUAGAGGCGUUCCAUUGCUAUGAAAGAAAGAAAAUACAUCCCCAACCUCCCAAAGAGACUCCUGCCAAACGAGACCAUUCAGAAGAAUUGAUUCGAGAACAGUUAGCCCGUAAUUAUGCCUUUCUUACUGAAGACGGUAUGGACAAGGUGCGUAAACAACGAGUUGUAGUUGUUGGAGCUGGUGGUGUAGGUUCAUGGGUCGCCACCAUGUUGGCAAGAUCGGGUGUUGAAAGCUUGCGUAUUAUUGAUUUUGACCAAGUGUCGUUGAGCUCAUUGAAUAGACAUGCAGUUGCAACAUUAAAGGAUGUGGGAAUCCCUAAGGUCGAGUGCAUCAAGAACCAUUUAUUGGAGAUUGCCCCUUGGAUAGAGAUAGAUACACGCAAUCAAUUGUGGAAUCUAGAGCUGGCAGAGGAGUUGAUUUAUGGCGACGAUUUUCAGCCAACAUUUAUCGUUGAUUGUAUUGAUAAUUUAGACACAAAGUGUGACUUGUUGGCGUACUGCCACGAAAAGAAAUUGCCAAUAGUAUCUUCAGGAGGAGCAGCCACAAAGCUGGACCCUACGAGAAUUAAUCUAGCUGAUAUCUCCAAAACCGAAGAAGACCCGUUAAUGAAGAAAAUUAGAGUGGUUCUCAAAAAGCGUGGUAUUAUUAAUGGUAUACCUGUUGUGUUUUCAGCAGAGAAGCCCGACCCAAGAAAGGCCAAAUUGUUGCCGUUACCCGAUGACGAGUUUACCAAAGGAAAUGUUGAUCAAUUGUCAGCACUAAAGGAUUUCCGUGUGAGAAUCUUGCCGGUUUUGGGUACAAUGCCUGGUAUAUUUGGGUUGGCUAUUGCUACAUAUAUUUUAAGUACAGUCGCAGGGUAUCCCAUGGAGCCAGUUGAAGGUAAGAACAGGUACAAGAUAUACGACGACUUGUUGCAAAGUCUUGCGGGACAACAAACUAGAAUAGGCAAGACUGACCAACGUGUACAGAUAGCCAUGCAUGAGGUUAAUUAUAUUUUGGAGGAAGUUUUCCGUGGGAAAUCGCCGAUUUCGAAUUACUCUACACGGUUGACAUUAUCGCGAUGGGACCCCAGUAAAGAAAUAUCGUUGCAGAAUGUUGUUGUCAUGACUAAAGACGAACAAAGAAAUCACGAAAAGAGGGUUCUCAAUGGUGGUGAAAAGAUUGAAGAUGUGUAUCUGAAAGAAGUGGUUGAUUUGGUGAAAUCAAGAUUUGAAGAUGAAAAGUACUUUUCUCAGUUUAGAUAA